Messenger RNA from Amphibalanus amphitrite, 2010 nucleotides. RefSeq names its product zinc finger protein 135-like. Bases 302 to 1996 code for a protein of 564 amino acids. Lineage: Eukaryota; Metazoa; Arthropoda; Thecostraca; Balanomorpha; Balanidae. The record is from RefSeq and is a predicted model, not a curated record. The transcript has a single exon.
UGUUGACUUACGUGGGUCCUGGCAGACCAAUGUGUUUACAUAAAUAUAACGAGGAUGGGGGGAGGGGCGGAGGUCGAAUAUGUAAACAGACGGGACGUAGAGAGCAGUCCGCGCGUGUUUCACAUCAGUCGGUCUGCUGCGACAACCAGUGUCGGACGUCAGUGCCAGAGUGAACCCUCGGUGUUAGAUCGCUGAAGGGAGGAGUAGGGCCGGCCGGCUGGGCAACAUUUCCCGUAGCCUGCAGGCCUUGUCCGCUGGUGCGGUAACCAGCAGCCCUCCGAGGCCUCCCUCCGGGUGCGUCAUGUCCGUCUCCGGCGCGCCGCCGACCGCCGCCGCGCCGCCGCCACCACCGUGCUGUGUGUGCAGCGGCCGUCUUCCCGGUACCGAGUACUGGGACAUGGAGAAGACCUCCACUUCCUCGGAACCCACCCCGCUGUCGGAGGUGGCGCGCCGGCUGCGGCUGGGCGGACCUGCUGCCGCCCAGGUGAUGGCAGCACCCCGACUCGUCUGCGACAAAUGCGCGGACCUUCUCAACAACUACCACCGACACUUUUCGCUGGCCAUGCGCUAUGUGGGGGCACUGAUCCUGCGGGUCGGAUCUCGGGGACUGGUGUGCUCCUGGACUGAUCAGGAGGCCUCAGCCGAAGAGCCGUUUGAUGGAAGUGUGAAGUUCCCAACCGACCGACAGUGCGGACCGCAGGGAGGUGGCGAGUACGGAGGCACGACACCAAUGGAAUUGAAGAAGGACAAUGGACAGAGUGGCGUCACGGGUGGCGAGGGUGGCGGACGAGGUGACGCAGUCGCAGUUCCCGAGCGAAGCCCGACUGUAGAGCCAGCCGAGCAAGUCAGCGUCAUCGCCAGCACGGCCGAAAGUGACACCACACCACCGCCUCAACGCUGUCGAGCUGGCCGGAGCAGAGGCCGUGCGUCUCAACCCACAGUCACUGAGACACCAACGGAGGAGACACCGCGAGAUUCACAGCAGGGUGGUUCCGAUUCGGCUGCAGCCAGAAAUUCUGCCAUUGCUCUGGAAGGCAUGCACCUGACAGCUGGCCAAUCUGACCAUGGGAAGCCCAAAACACCAUCAAGCUCAACUGCAACCGGUCGUGGAGCGACCCAGUCGACGCAGAAAUCUCUGGACGGCCCCAGCUCCAGCCAGGAGCCAUCGCAAACCGCUGACGACGAACUACAAUGCUACUGUGGCAAGCGCUUCAAAAAGCUCUCUCAGCUGACCGCGCAUCAACGUGUGCACACUGGCGAGAAACCGUACAUGUGUCCAUACUGCGGCAGUGUGUUCCGACUCUCCAAGUACCUGACCAGCCACCUGCGUACUCACACCAACGAGCGGCCGUACACCUGCGAGCAAUGCGGCCGUGCCUUCAAGGAGCCGCAGGCACUGCACGUCCACCAGCGCAUCCACACGGGCGAGCGCCCCUUUCGUUGCGUUGUCUGUGAGCGCACCUUCACCCAGAGCGGCCACUUGCAGGCGCACCAGCGCACGCAACACGUGGUGAGCUCGGCGAGCUCCCGCGUACCCGGCACGUACACGUGCUCCACGUGUGGUGCAUGGUUCAAGCGCGCUUCCGCGCUGCACAACCACGAGCGAACGACGCACGGUAACCGGAACUUCCAGUGCGACGGCUGCGGCAAACGGUUCGCGCUGGCGUCGCAGCUUGAUACGCACACGCGCAUCGUGCACGAGGCCCAGCGGCCCUUCAUGUGCGAACAGUGCGGCCGCACCUUCUCCCAGAACGGUCACCUCAAGUCGCACCUGCUCACGCACACGGGCGAGCGGCCGCACAAGUGCCAGCAGUGCGGGCGCGAGUUUGCGCGACGUGAUGCGCUCAAGGUGCACGAGCGCAAGCACACGGGUUCACGUCCGUUCCGGUGUCUGCACUGUGGCCGGUCGUACGCGCACCGCUCCGGCCUGCGCGGCCAUGCCAGCACGUGCCCGAAGAUGGCGGGACGCGCCGCUAUCGCCAAGAAAAGUAGGUAGUGGAUCAAGAUGAU